Molecule: messenger RNA, 1705 nt
Organism: Xenopus tropicalis (tropical clawed frog)
Lineage: Eukaryota; Metazoa; Chordata; Amphibia; Anura; Pipidae
Exons: 11
Coding region: 185-868 (227 amino acids)
Source: RefSeq, a predicted model, not a curated record
AGGAGCAUUUGAAAUUCAGGGUUUUGCAACCACAACAGUUCCAGCUGUUACUAAAGAAGCACUGUCGGAAACAAAAGAUAUUCAGCGUGAAGCAACUACAGAAGUCUCUGCUGUGAUAAGUCAAUCGACGCCUGGAGAAAAUGAAAGUCCAACCACAAAAGUCUCUGAUGUGACUAGCACAGUGAUGCCUGGUGAAAAUCCCCAAAAUCCUACAGAGACAGUGGAAAUUUCAGUGAACAGAACAGAUGAUGAAGAAUCAACUGGCAAAGAAACCACUGACUAUGAAGAGGACAUAGGUGGAGCAUUUGAAAUUCAGGGUUUUGCAACCACAACAGUUCCAGCUGUUACUAAAGAAGCACUGUCGGAAACAAAAGAUAUUCAGCGUGAAGCAACUACAGAAGUCUCUGCUGUGAUAAGUCAAUCGACGCCUGGAGAAAAUGAAAGUCCAACCACAAAAGUCUCUGAUGUGACUAGCACAGUGAUGCCUGGUGAAAAUCCCCAAAAUCCUACAGAGACAGUGGAAAUUUCAGUGAACAGAACAGAUGAUGAAGAAUUCGCACAUAAAUUUUAUCUGAUCCUGAAACCAAUAAGAAAAGCAGCAGUGGUUAUUUUUCUUGUCUCUGCAAGCAUCUUUGCACUUCUUGUUGUGUACUGCAUUGUACUCUUAUGCAAACUAAGGAAAACAGGAAAGGACGAGUUACGGAUGGCUGAGGAAGGUGAAUCUCCUAGAGAAAAUAUUACUCUUAAAGAGACACAUUUAGCUCAUGCAGAUUACAAAGAAGAAAAUCAAGAUGGCUCUACGCACUGGCUACAGUCCUGCUUUACUGCCUGCACUACAACUCUUCUGAGUUUUCUUAUGAAGAAAUGAAUUCUCUCUGCUGUUGGAGAAGCAUUAGUCUGGCACCAGAUACACUUGCACAAGACAUCAUAAGGAUUUAUGACAUGAGAAAUGGAUGGCUUGGGUGCUGGAUUUUAAAUCAUGACAGUAAGGUCCAGGUUGGAACAGGGUGGGUAAGGGUCGGACAAUGAAAAGUAUGCCAACCUGGACAUCACUACUGCAUAUUCCUUUAGAACAUGAACAGCUAAUACUUUUUAAGUAUGACGCUAAUAGGUCUACUUUCAAAUAAAAUGCUGUGCUUACAUUAAUAAAUGUACCUAUUGCAUUAAAACUUUUAUGUGAGUGUAAUUUCUUUCUUAUGUAUCUGCUGUUUACAAGUAUUCUGCACUUCUUGGGUUUAUAUUACAGCCCAUAUAGGACACAUAUUGCCUGAAAGAGAUAAGAGACAUAAUAAGUCAAACCACAUGAAAGGUACACCUUUAAAAUCUUCCCUGUUCCCCUGUAUCUGAUCCCCAAAUGCAAAGCUGCUAUCAACCUUGCUGAGAAGUGUAAAACAAGGAAUUAUUUUGUGGAGACUCAUAUUUAAUUAACAAAGGUAUUUGUACCAACCCUUAUGCACUUCUUACAACUUGUGUAUAGUGCAAUUAUGCCAGUUCAGGCUGCUCAUACAAGAUUUAAAGUACAGGGUGCAAGUACAGAAAGCAAACUUAGAAAUCUUAUCUCUAGGGUUGAACACAGUCCAAUAACUUGUAUCUAGUGAAUCAAACACUAAUGCCAUUAACAAAAAACUAUGUGGCCGAUAGAGGUCCAAAAUGAAAAUACUGCGCACACAAUUUUCACAAACAAUAACUAAGAAUGUGAUAAAUC